Molecule: messenger RNA, 1257 nt
Organism: Cornus florida
Lineage: Eukaryota; Viridiplantae; Streptophyta; Magnoliopsida; Cornales; Cornaceae
Product: B3 domain-containing protein At4g34400-like
Exons: 9
Coding region: 1-1257 (418 amino acids)
Molecular function (GO): DNA binding
Source: RefSeq, a predicted model, not a curated record
AUGGAGCCAACAAAGAGUUGCCAUGAAUUCUUCAAGGUCUUCCUGCCAGCCAACAGUUCACAGAGAUUGCUCAUUCCAUUGGGUUUCACAGCCAAUCUGAAAGAAAUGAUUCCAAACAAGGUAUUACUGAGAAAUUGUGAUGGGAAAUUUUGGCCGGUAGAGGUGAAAAAAAUUGGAAAUGAUCACCUAUUCUUUGAAGAUGGUUGGGUGAAAUUUGUCGAAGAUAAUUCUAUAGAACUUGGAGACUUUUUAGUUUUUCACUACAAUGCUGGGGAUAACGGAGAUGCUGCUGUCAAAGUUGGAGAUGAGCACAGAGGAGCGGCUGUAGUUGAAGGGGAAGACGAUUAUAUUUUUGAAACAGGGCACUACGUCCGACCCAAGAACCCUUAUUUUGUGGCAAAAAUGAAACAAACUACUAGGAAGAAUGACUUGUUAGUUCCUGCAGAUGUGAUCGAAGACCAUAAUCUGAAAUUACCAUCAGAGAUUGUCAUCCGUGACCAAGACAGCAAGACAUGGAUCUCAAAAGUAGUUGUGUGGAGAGAUGGGCGGACAUGGAUUCGCGGGUGGAAGGCACUCAUGCCAUUGGAUUUUACAGCCAACCUGAAAGAACUGAUUCCAAAUCAGAACUUGGACGAAGAAGAAGAAGAAAUAUACGAAGAAGAAGAGAGAAUAAUUUCCGGAGGCACUAGUCCUGGACAUAACGGAAAUGCUGCUGUCAAAGUUGGAGAUGAGCAGAGAGGAACGGCCGUAGUUGAGGGGGAAGAUGAUUAUAUUUUUGAAACAGGGCACUACGUCCAACCCAAGAACCCUUGUUUUGUGGCAAAAAUGAAACGAACUACUAGGAAGAAUGACUUGCGUCCACCGAUUGAGCAUAAUGCUGAUAGGCAUGCUACAAUAUUCAUUAUUGUUUUACCUGCAUUGACCAAUGUCUUCAGUUUGUAUUACACUGAUCAGUGGCAUGAAUUUUUAGUCUCCUUGUAUGCUUAUCAAAGUAUUCCUUCUCUACUAUUGCAGUUAGUUCCUGCAGAUGUGAUCAAAGACAAUAAUCUGAAAUUACCAUCAGAGAUUGUCCUCCGUGACCAAGACAGCAAGACAUGGACCUCAAAAGUAGUAGUGUGGAGUGACGGGCGGACAUGGAUCCGCGGGUGGAAGGCAGCUGAGGAACUACCUGAGGCUGAUGCUGAGCCUACAUUUGUUGUUGCGGCUGCAUCUAUGCUGGCUCUCGAGUCCAAGUGUAAACUAUUGGCGACCAAUUAG